CCUGUACUGCCACCCAGUCACCUUUAUAAGGGUCAUAAUGGUCCUGCGGGCAUCCAGAGGCAGCGCCUUUAAAUCUUCAUCGAUCGAUACUCGCACUGCGUGCCCUUUUACUUGCGUCCUCUAAUGUCUAUUAAGCCCAUACGUACUUCCUACUCCACGAUGUCGAAGCCCAUUGCCACGUCUCCUCUCUCCCCUGUUAAUUUUAAUAUGCCCACUGAGGCUGACGCGACGCCUGUGCCUCUUCUCCCGCCUGGCCUUCCUCAGCAGAGGCGCACCCGACCUCGGUCUGGCACCUUCAUUGGUGUCAGUCCCUUCGCUCCUCACGGUCCCAGGGGCCACCAAUGUCCCGCCGGCCCCAAUGCUCCACCGCCUCCACCCAGCGCCCAAGGUGAUCCCGCAGGUCAAUUCGGUGACCGAACGAAACAGCGAGGUCUCCUCCCACCAUUACCUUCCUGCAACCCCGACACGAAGCACCUAGACCUGGAAACCGACUCCGACGUCAAGCAACCCAUUUAUACCCACUUUUACCGUUACGAUUCUAAAGCCAGGCGUCCCGUCCUUGUGCAAUGCCCCACUCUCCCUCCAAUGGCUCCCAUCGCCAGACCCAAGGCAAAAGUCAAACUCCCCAGUAUCUCCACUAUUUGCCCUCCCAUCGUCAAACCCCAGGCUGUGAGACCCGCCCGGGCCCUCCCUGUCCCGCGUAGUUCUUCUCCCGAUCCAAAUGCGUUCGCCCGCAUGGUUGCUGGGAUGAUCCUUCACCGCCAACCGGCAGGCCGCACCCCUCGAAGGAAACUUCGAAGCAUGGGAUACGUCAAAAGCGGUCUGUCUAGCGUUGUUUCCAUUACUGCGUAAACACCCGUAGUCCUAGCUGUCGCGAUACCCCGCUAGGAUCUCCACUUUUUCUGUCACGAUCAUCAUUGCAUUACUCCUCGUCUCGGCAUUACUUUGUUGUAUUAUUUCUCUCCAUCUCAUGACAUCUCAGCAUAACCCACAAUACAUCAUACAUUUAUCUCCUUUAGACUCUGUAGCAACGACCCCCGCCGCACACCUUGACCUAUUGUACGUUAAAGUAGU
Messenger RNA from Desarmillaria tabescens, 1074 nucleotides. RefSeq lists its product as uncharacterized. Lineage: Eukaryota; Fungi; Basidiomycota; Agaricomycetes; Agaricales; Physalacriaceae. The transcript has 2 exons. The record is from RefSeq and is a predicted model, not a curated record. Bases 124 to 852 code for a protein of 242 amino acids.